ACCAUAUUUACUAUAAAUAAGCCAAAGAUAUUUCUCUUAAACACCGCUUUUAUAAACUCCCUUCUCCAUAUCCGAGAAGUGGCUUAAACCCUAGCCGCUCCUCAUUUCGUUUCUCUUUCUCUCUCCUUAAACCCUGAAACUUCCUCUCGCUCAGAUUUGUGAAUUUGUCUGCACAAAUGGCUUUCUGCAACAAACUCGGUGGUCUGUUGAGGCAGAGCAUUUCCACGGGAAAUGCAGUAAGUGCAAAUUCACCAACUCCAGCAAUGCUUAAUGCCAUCCGGUGCAUGUCAUCAAAGCUUUUUGUUGGUGGUCUUUCAUGGGGAACAGAUGAUCAGUCACUGAAAGAGGCCUUUACUAGCUUUGGUGAUGUUGUUGAUGCAAAGGUAAUCAUUGACAGAGAUUCUGGCAGAUCAAGGGGAUUCGGAUUUGUGAACUUCUCAGAUGAAGAUUGUGCAAAAGAAGCUAUGAACGCAAUGGACGGUCAGCAACUCCAUGGAAGGAAUAUCCGUGUUAAUUUAGCCCAAGAGCGUGCCCCUAGAAGUGGUGGAUAUGGCGGUGGAUAUGGUGGUGGUGGUGGCGGCGGCGGAUAUGGUGGGGGCUAUGGUGGUCAAGCUAGAGAUAACGAUGCCUUCUAAGUUUUAUCUUCGCUAUUAGCUGUCAUGUGUGCAUGACAAUAUUUAUCUUAGUAGAGAGGACUCAGUGUGAUAGCUUUUGUUGAAUUUAUCUUUUAAAACUUCUUUUCAGCAAGGUUUUUUUAGUAUCAAUAAUUUUUCCAUAUUUUAUCACAAAGUCAUUUGUGUCCUAGAUGCUGUUUAUUGUAAUCAAUAUUCAACUAUGCGGCACUUCUCAAUAUUGUUCUUUUAUUUAUAGUGAAGAUGAUAAUUAAUUGAGUUCAAA
Molecule: messenger RNA, 897 nt
Organism: Solanum pennellii
Lineage: Eukaryota; Viridiplantae; Streptophyta; Magnoliopsida; Solanales; Solanaceae
Product: glycine-rich RNA-binding protein 4, mitochondrial-like
Exons: 5
Coding region: 177-635 (152 amino acids)
Molecular function (GO): RNA binding
Source: RefSeq, a predicted model, not a curated record